Molecule: messenger RNA, 1270 nt
Organism: Spinacia oleracea (spinach)
Lineage: Eukaryota; Viridiplantae; Streptophyta; Magnoliopsida; Caryophyllales; Amaranthaceae
Exons: 3
Coding region: 278-892 (204 amino acids)
Source: RefSeq, a predicted model, not a curated record
UCGCUGCCCUAAAAUAAUAAAAGAUCAUUCAUCCAUACCUAUCAACAACAAAUCCAACCUCCCUUGUAAUCCUCCCCCCCAAAACCUUAUCCGAUUUUUAUUUAUUUAUUAAUCAAAUCAAUCUUCAGCUAUUAUUUCUCUCUCUUUCAACUUCAAAAUCCCCUGUUUUCUAACCACCUUUUAUCCUUUACAAAACUUGCAAAGAAUCCCGAUUAACUCAAAUUCAAUAUUACCCGAAUUCUCUCUAAUUCAAAUUCAAAAGAAAAAGAUAGCAACAAUGGCUUGUACUGCACUUUCUGAAUCUGAUCAAUUCCAAUUGAUUCACAAGCUUAAUGUUUUUCGGAUCCAUGGCCGUGAUAAAGGCGGCCGUAAAAUUCUCACCAUCCUCGCCAAAUUCUUUCCUGCUCGAAUUGUAAGCGUCGAAAUUGUGAAGAAAUAUUUGGACGAGAAGAUUUAUCCAAAAUUACUAAAGAAAGGGGAAUUCUCUGUCCUCUACAUUCACACUAGCGUUGAUCGUGGAGAGAAUUUUCCUGGAAUCUCAGCCCUCCGAUCUAUCGUUGACAACAUCCCCCCGUCGGUUCAAAGCAGCCUUGAUUCUGUUUAUUUCCUCCACCCUGGCCUACAGUCUCGCCUCUUCCUCGCCACCGUCGGCCGCCUUUUUUUCUCUUCUAGAUUCUAUGGUAAGGUGAAGUAUGUAACUAGGGUGGAUUUUCUGUGGGAGCACAUACGAAGAGACGUGAUAGAGAUACCAGAGUACGUGUGUGAUCAUGAUGAAGACUUGGAGCGCCGUCCGAUGAUGGAUUAUGGAUUAGAAAGUGAUCAUCCAAGGGUGUAUGAUGCACCAUCUGUUGAUACCCCGUUGGCUACAUACUCUACUCGCUGCAUCUCGUAGCACUAGAUUACUUCAUGGCCUCGUCGGCUCUCCCAGCUAAAAUGGCAGCAACCAAAUUCUUGAUAAUUUUGUGUUGUAGUUGGGUUUGAUUUCACAAACUUUUAAGGUUUUUAAGUUUCUUUUCUUUUUUCUGUUUUUUUUUUUUUUUUGUGGAAAAGAAGAGAAAAGUCAAAAAAAACAACUACGGUUUGUGUAUUUUGAUUGUGUAAAUAGAGUUGUUGGAGUAAAUUGAGAAAACUAGUUUUACCUUAGGAUUUUUGUGUACGGUUUUUUCGUCAAAUACCCCUAAAGUAAUUCAAUUACUCCGUACUAAUUUUAAACUUAUAUUCUCAUUUUUAUGUCCUAAGAUAUUUUUGGCAAUUAUUAAUUUUAAACUUA